Molecule: messenger RNA, 1147 nt
Organism: Cyclopterus lumpus (lumpfish)
Lineage: Eukaryota; Metazoa; Chordata; Actinopteri; Perciformes; Cyclopteridae
Product: ras association domain-containing protein 3-like
Exons: 6
Coding region: 42-809 (255 amino acids)
Biological process (GO): signal transduction
Cellular component (GO): cytoplasm
Source: RefSeq, a predicted model, not a curated record
GGGGGGGGGGGGUCGAGUAGAGGGUGUUUUUUCCUCCGCAAAUGACGUGGAAUAGCACGAUGAGCAGCGGCUACAGCAGCUUGGAGGAGGACUCCGAAGAGUACUUCUUCACGGCCAGGACCUCGUUCUUCAGAAAACCGUCGGGAAAAGUCACCGUGAGCCAGGUGAGCCAGGAUGUGGAGAAGGAGAGAGAGCUGCGUACGGAGUUCAGCAGGGAGGAGAUCAGGCAGAGGAUCGAGCAGUACAACAUGCUGACUAAAGACCACCUGAAGAUGACCCUGAAUCCUACUGGUGCGUAUACUGGUUUCAUCAAAGUCCAGAUGGACCUGAGGAGGCCGGUGACGGUGCGGGGGGGUCAGAGAGGGGCGGGGGGAGGCCGGGGGGAGGAGGCCUUCUAUCUGCCCAGAGGAGUCACCAACACCCUCCACAUCAGCUCCAAUAACACGGUCAAACAGGUGAUCGCUGCCUUGCUGAACAAGUUCACAGUCGCAGACAACCCGGCCAAAUACGCCUUGUACAAACGCUAUCGCAGGGAGGAGCAAGUGUACGUGUGUAAGCUGGCGGAUGGCGAGCAGCCGUUGUUUCUUCGUCUGGUGGCCGGACCCGAAGGCGACACGCUCAGCUUCGUACUGAGAGAGCAGCAGACCGGUGAAGUCAUGUGGGACGCGUUCUCCAUCCCAGAGUUGCGCAACUUCCUGCGGAUCCUGGAGAAGGAGGAGAAGGAGCAGAAGGAGGCGCUGCAGAGGCGCUAUGACGCGUAUCGCCUGAGGCUGCAGGAGGCGCUGAGGGAGGUCCGAGGGCCCUCUUAGGAGGCUUUAACCGCCAUGAAACGGGAACACUGCCCCCUACUGGGCCGGAGGAGGUGAUGCUUUUAAUUUUUUAAUUUUUUUUUUAAACCUCCUACGGGGAGAAAGAUGGUGUAUAUUUUGAUGGAGAGAAGGACGUGAACGCAGAGAGAAAAGAGGAUCCGGCGCCUGGAAGAAAGAGGGAUGAUAUAAAGGACGUAAACUGACGGACGGCAAGCGACUAGGGACAUAAAGGACAAAAGGUCUGGACGCUGGAGUUAAAGCCCGGAUUAAAGACUUCAAACUGCUGCCUGCUCACACCAAAGAAACCUUCACUGUGCCAUCCUCAUCCUCCUCUUCUU